Messenger RNA from Momordica charantia (bitter melon), 3724 nucleotides. Its product is annotated as LRR receptor-like serine/threonine-protein kinase RPK2. The record is from RefSeq and is a predicted model, not a curated record. Gene Ontology annotation, biological process: protein phosphorylation. Lineage: Eukaryota; Viridiplantae; Streptophyta; Magnoliopsida; Cucurbitales; Cucurbitaceae. Gene Ontology annotation, molecular function: ATP binding; protein binding; protein kinase activity.
GUCAAACUCGGACGACUCGUUCCCUCUCCAAAAUUUUCCCUCUCUCUCCAUUUUUAUAUUCAUUCAUUCUUCCAAUCCAAUUUCGAAGAACUCUCUCAUCAUUCAAUUCACCUUACCGAAUCAGAGAGCGACGUCUUUUACUGUUUCUCCAUCAUACGAGUUUUUCUUUCUGUCGCCGGAUUUUUCAACCGGCGGCCAUCGGAAAGUACGCCUGCGGAAGCUACGUCUCUUCUCGAUGUCUUCUUCUCUCUCGUGGUUCUUUUUCUUUUCUCUCUCGUUUGCUUUCUCCGGCGCCGUCGCCUCCGUUCCUGCCGAUGCAAUGUCGCUCCUCAGGUUUAAGGAUUCUGUUUGUUUUGACUCCUCCGCUGUUCUUCGUGGCUGGAAUUUGUCCGUUUCUUACUGCGAUUGGUUUGGAGUUACCUGUGACCGUGUUACUGGUAGAGUUGUUGAACUGAAGAUGAAUGGAAGUGAUUCCGUUCUCGCCGGGACGCUGAAUCCGGCGAUUGGAGAUCUUGCUGAACUUCGAGUUUUGUCGCUUCCGGAUAAUCUGAUCUGCGGGGAGAUUCCGGGGAGCAUUGGGAAGCUUCAGUCGUUGGAGGUUCUUGAGCUUCAGGGGAACAAUUUCUCUGGAAAGAUUCCGAGACAGAUAAGUUAUCUUCGAUCUCUCCGCCUGCUUAAUUUGUCUGAUAACUCGUUUUCGGGCUCGAUACCGAGUAAAUUGAUCGGUUCGAUGAAAUUAGAACGGAUUGAUUUGUCGUAUAAUCAACUGUCUGGUAGAAUUCAAGUUGUCGAUAAUAGAUGUGGCGUUUUGAAUCAUUUGAGGCUUUCGCAUAACUUUCUGACUGACAACAUUCCGGCGGAGAUUGGGCAAUGUUGGAAUCUGAGGAGUUUGUUGCUUGAUGGUAAUAUAUUAGAGGGUCGGAUUCCGGCUGAGAUCGGCAGAAUUUCAGAACUCAGAGUUCUUGAUGUUUCUAGAAAUAGCCUUACCGAUACGAUACCUAAAGAGCUCGGCAAUUGCCGGAAAUUAUCACAGAUCGUGUUGACGAACUUGAACGAUAUCAUUCCCGACGACGAUAGUUUAAGAGGGGAAUUCAACGCUUUCAAUGGCGGUAUCCCUUCUGAGUUGCUAUUGCUUCCAAGUCUGCGAGUUUUUUGGGCACCGAGAGCGAAUUUUAAUGGCGAAUUGCCGAGUAAUUGGAGUUCUUCAUGCUCGCUCAGAAUUCUCAAUUUAGGGCAAAAUUACAUCACCGGUACCAUACCCGAAGCGAUUGGGAUGUGUUCGAAUCUAACUUACCUGGAUUUAUCUUCAAACAAGCUACAAGGUAAUCUCCCUUCGCAGCUUCGAGUUCCAUGUAUGGCGUAUUUCAAUGUCAGCCAGAACAAAAUUUCUGGUGUUCUUCCGAGAUUUGAGAAAGACGGUUUCUGUACGAGCAUGAUCCCACAAGAACCAGCUCCCAAUUUCUUAGAUGAGGAAGACAAUUGGAAUGCUUACUUCAAUGUUCCUGUUUGGGAUUUCUCGAGAUUGAAUGAUAAUCUCACAAUCGCCCAUGAUUUUAGCUGGAAUAGUUUCAGUGGCUCAUUAGCUUCAUUCAAAGUGGGAGAAGAGCUUCUGGCUAAUGGUCGAAAGUUUUCUUACAUACUGUUGCUUAAUAGCAACCAGUUCAAUGGAUCACUCCCCAUUGAUCUGGUCUCGAACUGUAAUGAUUUGAAGAGCGUUUCGGUUAACUUGAGUUCAAACUUAGUAUCAGGUGAGAUUUCUGAUGCAUUCUUUCUCCAUUGUCAACAGAUGAUGGAGUUUGAGGCAGCAAGUAAUGAGUUAGAUAACUCGAUCGGACCUAGAAUUGGCGAUUUGCGAAUGCUUCUUCGUCUCGACUUGAGAGAGAACAGAUUGUCUGGAGUUUUACCAGAUCAGUUGGGGAAGUUGCAGAGUUUAAAAUGGAUGCUUUUGGGAGGGAAUAACUUGACUGGAGAGAUUCCAUCUCGACUCGGUCGGUUGGCUUCUCUAACGAGUUUAGAUCUGUCCCGAAACGCGUUUACAGGAGUUAUCCCUGAAAGCUUAGCAUAUGCUUCAAGACUUGAGAUUCUGUUGCUCGAUCAUAACAGGUUAACUGGGGAAAUUCCCUCUUCUUUCUCUGCCCUUUCUCAUCUCACUAAAUUGGAUGUCUCUUUUAACAACCUUUCUGGCCACAUUCCUCAUAUUCAGCACAUGAUUGACUGCAUUUACUUUAGAGGGAAUGAGUUUCUGCAUCCUUGCCCGGAUUCAUACUCCGAAUCCCCGGCUGGUCUUCCGGUUCCUCUCGACGUUCAGAAGUGGAAGAGACGGAGAAAGUUUUUGUCCAUGAUAAUCGCUGUGGCUGUUUCCUCAACUCUAAUUUGCAUACUCUUGAUUAUAGCUGUUAUCAUCUUUGCAAAGAAAAGGCUUGGUAGACAAAAUAGUUUAAAGAAGAAACUAAUGGUGACUUUCUCGGACGCUCCAGCCGAACUGAGUUACGAUAAUGUGGUUCGAGCUACCGAAAAUUUCAGCCUUCGGUAUCUAAUCGGUACCGGUGGGUUUGGGUCAACAUACAAGGCUGAACUGCCCUCAGGUUCCAUGGUUGCUGUAAAGAGACUGUCCAUUGGUAGGUUUCAAGGAGGCAUUCAACAAUUCGACGCAGAGAUUCGAACCUUGGGAAGAAUACGACACAAAAACCUCGUAACACUUCUCGGGUACUACGUCGGAGAGGCUGAAAUGUUCUUAGUUUACAACUACCUGUCGGGUGGGAACCUCGAGACAUUCAUCCACGAAAAAUCUUGCAAGCACGUAAAGCACUCGGUGAUCCGCAACAUCGCUUUGGACAUAGCGAGGGCGCUUGCGUACCUGCAUUACUCGUGUGUUCCGAGGAUUGUUCAUAGAGACAUCAAGCCUAGCAACAUCCUUCUUGAUGAAGAGCACAACACAUACAUAUCAGAUUUUGGGUUGGCCAGGCUUCUUGAGGUUUCAGAGACUCAUGCCACAACAGAUGUGGCUGGAACAUUUGGAUAUGUUGCACCAGAAUACGCUACCACUUGCAGGGUCUCGGACAAGGCCGAUGUUUAUAGCUUCGGAGUUGUGCUCUUAGAAUUGCUUUCCGGGAAAAGGUCACUCGAUCGAUCCUUCUCCGACUUCGGGAACGGGUUUAACAUUGUUACAUGGGCAAAGAUGCUGAUCAAGGAAGGUCGUUCUUCUGAGCUUUUCACUCCUGAAUUGUGGGAAAUGGGACCAGAGGAACAGUUACUCGGAAUGUUAAAGCUCGCAUCGAGUUGCACGGUUGAAAUUCUCGCUCUUCGACCGUCGAUGAAGCAGGUCGUCGACACACUGAAACAGUUGUAAAUUCUUUUAGGAUCACUAACACAUCAAACUGGUUGCUGCCUUGGCUACAGCAUAUGAGCAUGCGCCAUUGCCUACAUUACAACCAUCGUACAUAUUGAGAUGAAUUCUUUUUCUCCCAGGUUCGUUUUCUAACAUCUCUAGCUUAAAUGAAAUUUACUCUCACACAACACUUGUUAGAAUUAUACUCUCAAACUUUCGAUUAUCUAAAAAUUGUUGCAAUCGGACCCGACUAUUGUAACUAAAAUCGUGGUUGAAUUUAAUUGUAAUAGUUUUAUAAGUUUGAGAGUACGAUUCCAACAACCUCAUAGAUUAAAAGUCAUUUUAAAGUUUAGAGUUUGAUUGGAACAAUCCUCGAUUGUAACUGUAAUGAUUUUU